AUGGUUCUUGCAGUGGUGAUUUUCGACUUCGAUCGAACCAUUAUCGACGACGACAGUGACAGAUGGGUCAUCAACCAAACCGGUCUCACCGACCUUUUCAACCAACUCCGAACCACCCUUCCAUGGACCUCUCUCAUGGACACAAUCAUGCAACACCUCCACUCCAAAGGAAUCACCAUCAAUGACAUCGCACAGUGUCUCAAAACCGCUUUCUUGCAUCCAAACAUCGUUUCCGCCAUCAAAUCUGCACAAUCUCUAGGAUGUGAUUUGAGGAUUGUUAGUGAUGCUAAUUUGUUCUAUAUUCAGACUAUUCUUGAACACCAUGAUAUUUUAGGGUGUUUUUCGGAAAUUUAUACGAAUCCGACAUUUGUUGAUGAAAAGGGUUGUCUUCAUGUUACUCCUUUUCAUGAUUCAUUGUCAUUGCCUCCUCAUGAUUGUCAUCUUUGCCCUCCCAAUAUGUGCAAGGGUUUGGUAAUAGACAGAAUCCGCGGUUCAUUAGCUGAAAGCGAAACAAGAUUCAUCUACCUUGGAGAUGGGACAGGUGAUUAUUGCCCGACUUUGAAGCUUGGGGAAAAUGAUUUUGUGAUGCCUAGGAAGAAUUAUCCCUUAUGGAACAGGAUUUGCAGUGACCCGAAACUAGUUCAUGCAAAAGUUCAUGAUUGGAGCAACGGGGAGGAGUUGGAGAACAUAUUACUCAACCUUGUCAACAAAAUAGUCACAUAG
This is a messenger RNA of Vicia faba (fava bean), 723 nucleotides long. Lineage: Eukaryota; Viridiplantae; Streptophyta; Magnoliopsida; Fabales; Fabaceae. The record is from the annotation of a GenBank genome assembly.